This is a messenger RNA of Serendipita indica DSM 11827, 840 nucleotides long. The record is from the annotation of a GenBank genome assembly. Lineage: Eukaryota; Fungi; Basidiomycota; Agaricomycetes; Sebacinales; Serendipitaceae.
AUGCCUAAAUAUCAAGAGGCCAGUCGAUUGAAGGCAGCGUCACAAUAUACAACGACAAAGGCUAACACCCCUUCCCGAGAUGUUUCCCCUCCCCCAUACUCAACUUCAAUCCAAGAAACGUCAGUAACGCCAACUGGUAGACCCCUUCCAUCGCCCCCGCCUAAUCUACAAGUCCUUCGCACCCGAAGGGGUCCACGGAGAAUUGAUCCGAUGGACGAACUUGCAAGCCCAUGGAGCGAGCUCGUUGCGAUGCAAGGUCCCAUGUUUGGGAAUCUUGAACGCCUAUACCGCGCAUAUCGUCCUCGUUUGCCACUCCAUGAGGACACCUUCCAAAAAAUUCGAAUCUUCCUUUUGCAAAACAACAUCUCCGACGACCCGGUCAAGGUGAAGGCCAAAAAAAUGGUCCAGGAGCUUUGGGACCGCAACGAGCGGCAGUGGAUUACGGAUGCAACUUCAAGGCCUUGCGGCAUCCGGGUCAAGAAUGGGAAGCUGAACGAGGACGACGCCGACUCGUGGCACAUUGUCCAUCUUCUAUUUCGCAAGUCACACCGGGUGUCAGCCAUUCCCCACAUCUGGCGCGAUGCGUUGGUGCUUCUCAAGAUAACGCAGCUUCCGAGCCAUGACAUGGAAGAACCUUUGAUCAGUCUCGAGCGUUUGCAAGAUCAUCAGUGGUCUCCCGUGGUUGGUAACCCGGGUCGAGAGCCCAUUGCCUUUGAAGUCGUCGCGCACCUAUUAGCCGCAAGCGGUAAGUCGCACAAGUGGCUGAAGAGGAAGUUGGUUGCGUAUGUGGAACGUGCUAUGAAGAGCACGGAAGUUGAGAGCGAGAGCUCUUGUCUGUAG